Pseudogymnoascus verrucosus is the source of this 1641-nucleotide messenger RNA. RefSeq lists its product as uncharacterized. The record is from RefSeq and is a predicted model, not a curated record. NCBI's taxonomy places the organism in Eukaryota, Fungi, Ascomycota, Leotiomycetes, Thelebolales, Thelebolaceae. The transcript is spliced from 4 exons. Bases 87 to 1595 code for a protein of 502 amino acids. Gene Ontology annotation, molecular function: oxidoreductase activity, acting on paired donors, with incorporation or reduction of molecular oxygen; heme binding; iron ion binding.
CCCAUAUUGCGUGAGUUCCCAUUUAUGUAUUCAAUAUUUCUUCUGGGGGCUUGCAGUAUUUUGCGUCUGUAAGACUGUCUCAAACGAUGGCUUUUGCAAACUCCAUCUCCGGGGCUAUUCUCGCCGUUCCGGCCACAAUAGGCACACUUGCUUCGCUUCUCCUUCUUGCGAUCUUGAUCAGUUGUGGAUAUAUACUGUAUAAUGUUUACCUUCACCCCCUCUCGAAGUAUCCAGGACCAUUUUGGUCCGCCGCGACUCACAUCCCUCGAGUUCGAGUCCUUCUCUCCGGGCAACUCUCCUACCACGUCCUCGAACUCCAUGAUAAAUACGGCGACGUAGUGCGCAUAGGUCCCAACGAGCUAUCCUACAACAAUGCCAACGCAUGGAAGGAUAUCUACGGCUUCAAACAGGGCCAUGCGCAGCUUCCAAAGGAUCCCAACUUCUACACGGCGCCUCCUGGUGGGGCUCAUAGCAUCAUCACGACAGAUGUUGCCGGCCAUUCUCGAAUGCGUCGCCUCGUCGCCCACGCCUUCUCCGAAAAGGCGCUUCGGGAACAAGAGCCGCUGAUGAAGGGAUACAUGGAUUUGUUUAUUCAACGGCUACGGGAAAACUGCGACGAUGGAAAGAACAAGUUGGAUAUCGUGUCUUGGUACAACUGGACCACUUUUGAUAUCAUUGGCGAUCUCAUGUUUGGAGAGCCCUUUGACUGCCUUGAGAACGUAAGCUAUCACCCGUGGGUAAGCAUUCUAUUCGAUAGCAUCAAAGCCGCCACGAUCUUCAGCACCACCUCGUUGUUUCCCGGAGCACAGACAGUCAUCAUGGCGCUUGCACCAAAGAAGCUUAUCGAGACAAGAGACUAUCAUCAAAACCUAGUUGUCGAGAAGGUGAAGACGAGGCUUGAGCGGGUGACUGACCGAUCCGACUUUAUGACUUAUAUCCUGAGGCAUAACGACGAAAGGGGGAUGUCCAUACCGGAAAUUGAAGCCACCGCAAAUGCCAUCAUGAUUGCUGGGUCUGAAACUACGGCUACGCUAUUGUCAGGAGUGACAUACCAUCUUCUGAAGAAUCCCGAAACUUUGAAGAAGCUUGUUGGUGAGAUCAGAGGCGCAUUUGCGACAGAAGAAGAGAUCACUCUCAUCGGUGUCGGAAAGCUGAAAUACCUACUUGCAGUCCUGGACGAGGGGCUGCGUAUGUAUCCUCCGGUACCAGUAGGCCUGCCUCGUAACAUACCAGCAGAAGGAGCUGUUAUAAACGGUAAAUAUGUUCCUCCAAAGACAUUGGUAUCAGUGAAUCAAUGGGCCUCCUACCACACCGAAAAGAAUUUCCGCGAGCCGAACUCCUUUAUUCCAGAGCGCUGGCUAGGGGACUCACGCUUUGCAUCCGACGCGAAGGACGUACUACAACCUUUCUCUGUCGGGCCAAGAAACUGCAUUGGUAAAAGCCUGGCCUACGCUGAGAUGCGCUUAAUUCUCGUACGACUGUUGUGGAACUUUGACCUGCAGCUCGUACCGGACUCCAAGAGUUGGGAGGGCCAAGAAAUGUAUAUCCUGUGGCAGAAGGAUCCUCUAUAUAUUACUCUCACCCCGAGGAAAUGAUGUAAGUACAGGAUAUAGGAUCUCACAUAUAUUUAAAUAUAACGGC